Sphaeroforma arctica JP610 is the source of this 844-nucleotide messenger RNA. RefSeq lists its product as hypothetical. The transcript has a single exon. The record is from RefSeq and is a predicted model, not a curated record. Lineage: Eukaryota; Ichthyosporea; Ichthyophonida. Gene Ontology annotation, molecular function: DNA binding. The annotation marks the transcript as partial. Gene Ontology annotation, biological process: DNA integration; DNA recombination.
CAGUGUGCAUCCUCAAUCGGAAGCCCAUUUGUUCACGGACUUCCUGAUUGCAAUGCUGAACAAGCCACAGCCUAUGUCAGUCCACGACUCCAAGAUUCUUCGCACCGAAUUCCACAAAUGGCGUAAAAUGCUCAACCAAUCGCGCUCUACGCAAAAUGCAUUGCCACUGGUACCAUUUGCUGACGCGCUUCAAGGAUAUCGCUCCGAAGCAGGCGGUGUGAAGGACGUCAGCAAUACGUUCACUUUUAUCGCUGCUCAAUUUGCCGUCAUAGAAACGUGCGAGCAUGUGCAUCUUCAUGCACGCACGUUGAUUGUCUUCUGCUUCGUCACGGGUAUGUGCUAUAAUUCUCUGACAGGCGUCACCGUCGAUCCGAUCCAGUUCCUUGAACACAAUCAAAUACAAAUCACGCUGCUUUCUCGCAAACGUGGACAUCGAUCGUCGACGCCAGGCAACUUCACUCGACCGCUCAGUCCGGAACUAUACACUUUCUUUUCCAGACACCUGCUGAAUACCAUUCGUACCCAACUACCGACUCUUCUUCCUGGUGGUUUUAAGAAAUCACUGACGACGCUGAAGACAUACUUAGUCCAAUCAGGAAUACACGCAAUUAUUAUCGAGAAAAUGAAGUGGCAUGGUCUCCGUCGUGGAUUUGUGGCUAGUUGCAAGGAUUUGGGCGUUCCAGACCGCAAUAUCGCUACAACUCUCUGCAUCAAAGAAAACUUCUUGACUUCUUAUCGCCGCGCAGCGGCUGUUACGGACGCAGAUAUUCACUACAAUGGAUGUUUGCGCACGCCUGCUUUGCUGUCAAUAGUACGCACACGUUUUGACCCUCGUGUGCUGUAA